AUGGCGGCCCACUUGGUGCGACGCUGCUGCUGGCGGCACCUCGGUGCCUUCGUGUCCCCUCCCUCGCUGCUGGCGCCGGCCGGGAAGGUGACGGUGGCGAGAGCUCUGCCUCAAGCUCCUCUCGCUUCGUUUCACGCUUCGAGCCCUUCCAGCUGGGCGGAUGGUUUCUCCGUCAAAGAGCAGGUGGAGGAUAGAAACCCAGAGCACAAAGUGUUGGGGGAACUGAUCGAGACGGCCGCGAGCCCUCAGGAACUCUUCCAGCUGAGCGAACUCCACACUCUUAACAGCAACCAGGCCUCGCUAAUAAUUACUCAGCUUUCUCGGCUCGCGGCAGAAAAAAAACUGGAAACGGAGAGCAUCCUGCAGGAUGAACGUUUCAAGCAGCUCCUGAGCAUCACGGAUUCCCAGAUCGCUCAGGUGUGGAACAACACCGUGGUGAACCUCCUGAAGAGCCUCUACUCCCUUGGCGUGGACGGCAGCUGUCGGGAGAUGCAGUCAGUGGAGCAGGAGGUGCUGUGGAGGCUCCGGCGCCUCACCUUCCGGCAGCUCGCCUCCCUGGCCGAAUUCUUGGCCGUCAAGCAGGGAAAAGAGAGCAAACUGCUCAACGAGGUCAUCAAGAAGCUGGAGCUGCGUUGGACGGAGCUCGAGGGCACCCGAACCGUGGUGACGUUGAUGGGGAAGGUCGGGCACAUCUCCCCGGCAUUGAUGGACCGGCUGGAGGACAAGGCUCUGGAGCUCGCCGAACAGUUCGAACCCGAAGACAUCCGGAAAAUAACGCUUGCUUUAGCCUACCAGAACCGGCGCUGCAUCCCUCUGCUCCGAGCCUUGUCCUACCACCUGAUCCAGAAGCACUCGGAGCUCGGCCUCAACGUCCUGAUGGACCUGAUUUUCGCCUAUGGAAAACUGAAUUUCCACCAGCCCCAGGUCUUCCAGAAGAUAGCCACCGACCUGCAGCCCCACGUUCCCUCCAUGACGCCCCUCGAGGUCACGCGCUGCAUCAGGUCCUUUGCCCUCCUCAAGUGGCUCAGCCUCCCGCUGUUCGAGGCCAUCGCGCAGUACGCCCUGGAUAACACCAAGCAGCUCUCGGUCACCCACCUGUGCAGCAUCAUCCUGUCUUUUGCUCGCCUGAACUUCCAGCCCAGCGGAAACGAGGACUUCUUCAACAUGGUCCACGAGGAGCUCCAGGGCCGGCUGGGGGACCUGGAGCCUCACCUGCUCACUGACCUGGUGUGGUCACUGUGCGUGCUGCAGCAAGCCAAGGCGCCCUACCUGCAGCGAGUGCUGGCACCCGACUUCCACGCUCGCAUCCGAGGCGAUCGCUCUCUCAAGGCGCAGAAUUUACGGCUGAAGCUCGCUCACAUCAAUGCCACCGCCAAGCUGGAAAGCCCCGACUACCAGGGGCCGUUCUUGCCGGCGGAGAUGCUGAGUGCGGCGGAGCCAGCGGCGCCAGAGAAGGUCACCUUCCUGCAGAGCAGCCUGAGGGAGGCCUUGGCGGGGGGGCUGGGGG
Molecule: messenger RNA, 1507 nt
Organism: Apaloderma vittatum (bar-tailed trogon)
Lineage: Eukaryota; Metazoa; Chordata; Aves; Trogoniformes; Trogonidae
Gene: FASTKD4
Product: transforming growth factor beta regulator 4
Exons: 7
Biological process (GO): mitochondrial RNA processing; regulation of mitochondrial mRNA stability
Cellular component (GO): ribonucleoprotein granule; mitochondrial matrix
Molecular function (GO): RNA binding
Source: RefSeq, a predicted model, not a curated record